AUGACUGCCGGAAUGGAUACCGAGCCAACUCAAGGAUCCAUCGCAGCCUCUGCCAGAGCAGGCUCGACCAAACGGCGGCGAUUGAAUUUUGCCUGUAACUACUGCCGGGCCCGCAAAACCCGAUGCGAUGAACAACAGCCAUCCUGCCAAGCUUGUCUGCUCGCCGGUGUCCCCUGUGUCACCGAGGACCGCCGAAAACCCGGACAGCGGGUUCAGCGGCGUGAGGCGGGCAAGGGGCCUGAUGCCUCUUCUGCGUGUUCAGCAAGCCCGCUGGAAGAGCAUCGCGCAGCAGACGCGGACAACUGCCAGGCAAGGUCACCGGUGGAUUCAAGAACUACGUCUAUCAUACCUCUAGAAAGGCCGGACAUGGCCGGGAGCGAAUCGGGGUCGCAGGCUCAGGAUGGGGCCUCAACCGCCCAGACGCUCAACAACCGCUUGCCAAUUUGGUGCCAGAGCGAAGCAGCCAACUCGUUUGAGAUAUUGACAGAGUGGCUCGAUUUGGCCUUUCACCGACUGAGCAUCCCAUACCGGGUUGGCGUCAAUCAAGGCACCGAGUCGGGCGCAAGUAAUACGACACCCAACCCGCGCCACGGUCUUGUUCAACUGCAACCCUCACGAACUGUUCCUGAUAUCCCCGACGCCCAGACCGUGGAGAAACUCAUCCAAGUGUUCAAGGAAGAAACUCACGCCUUUUUCCCUGUCCUGCGCUUGGACCUCGCCCGUGCUGAAGCUUUGCAAGCCUGCCUACUUUCUGCAAAUACAAAUCAAACUGAGACCAUCGAUCUGAACUUGCUGAGAAUACUACUCUUGCUCGCGGCUGGGGGUUUCCAUCAGCAAGAGCAGAAGGACUUUACGAAACAUACAUUGACCCUCGCCAGAGACUCUCUCGGUCAUUUGAUAGGGUCGGUAACCAUCGAUACAGUUGAGGUCCUGUUCCUCUUUUCUGUCUGUCUGAGACUGAACGAUGAGCUUGCUUCAGCCUGGACAACGCUCGGUCUCUGCAUCUCACUGGCUGCUUGCCUCGGGCUCCACAGGCCGAGUGCAAAGCACUCUCCCGUCUCUCAGCACCGUCACCCUGUCUGGUGGGCCAUCUAUAGCUACGAAAAGUUUUUCUCUUUUCAACUUGGGCAUAUGUCGAGCAUUCCGGAUGAAGGCUAUGACAAUCAUGAUGACAUUAAUUCGAAUUGGGCGAAUACGAAGCCGCACGAGUUUGUUUUGGCCAUGGCUCGGGUCCUGAGCAAAGUGAGCCGAAGGUGUGUUGAGGCGCGGCGAAAAGAGGAUUUGGCAAGCAACAGAGACUUGGAGGCAGCUAUUAAAGAAAAGGUUCACGCAACGGGAGAGUCUCUUCUCAUGUUGGUGGAUUGGGCCGAGGGGCUUCCACUAAAUAUCAGACCAACUUCCAACUCACUACCUGUGUCUCAAGAUGAUGAAGCUAUAGCAUCCUUCAUCUCUCUCUACUAUCAUAAUGCGAUCCUCAUGGUUUCUCGCAACUGUCUCCUAAUCAGUAACUCAGCCCUGCACAAGGCUGUCGAGAUUAUUGCCAAGGGGAGCCCGUGGGAACACAUAAUCCGCAACGGACAAUACUUAGUGGCUAGUUCCGCCCGCAAGAUGGUGCAUCUCCUUGCCGAGAACGAGGUGGCGCGAAGACCUGCACUCGUGCCCUACUACUUCUCGCCUUUGCACGCGUUCUACGUCCUAGCUAUCGGCAUCUUGAAGCAGCCAGGCUCGAGAGCCUCUCGAAUAGAUCAAAGCGUAAGCUUCCCCACACAUCAGCAGCACGAGGACAGUGGAUAUUCUGACAGAAAACAGCUGCUAGAAACUGCUGCUGACAUGGUGCGUUGCUCCUGUCUGGGGCUGGAAGCCGGCCGCCUAGUGUGUGUGAUCGAAGGCGUUCUGAAUCUAACCUUCAACGCCAUCACUGCAGCCCGGGGUUCUUCCCAAAGCAACCGCACUGUGGAUGGAAAUACCACCGAGACCUUGGGACCUUCCGAGAACAGCGGUGAGCUCCUGUCCUGGCCAGAAACAGGCGAUGCCGUUUCGUUGCAUGGACCGAGGCCAUUGGACCCAAUCAACCCAGGCCCCUUUGUCCAGGUGGUAAAUAACACGCGUUUCGACCCGAACGCUGGAGAUAUGUAUACUUCUCCGAUGUUACCGGACAAGAUCGGGAGUGACUGGGCUCAUUUUGAGGAUUUUUUAGCAAGGCUAGAGGAAGAUAAUUCCUUGCCCUCUAUAAGCGAUAGUUUAGUAUAA
This is a messenger RNA of Fusarium keratoplasticum, 2250 nucleotides long. Its product is annotated as Zn(2)-C6 fungal-type domain-containing protein. Bases 1 to 2250 code for a protein of 749 amino acids. Gene Ontology annotation, biological process: regulation of DNA-templated transcription; DNA-templated transcription. Lineage: Eukaryota; Fungi; Ascomycota; Sordariomycetes; Hypocreales; Nectriaceae. The transcript is spliced from 3 exons. The record is from RefSeq and is a predicted model, not a curated record. Gene Ontology annotation, molecular function: zinc ion binding; DNA binding; DNA-binding transcription factor activity, RNA polymerase II-specific.